Callithrix jacchus (white-tufted-ear marmoset) is the source of this 1545-nucleotide messenger RNA. Its product is annotated as nucleosome assembly protein 1-like 1. Gene Ontology annotation, cellular component: nucleus. Lineage: Eukaryota; Metazoa; Chordata; Mammalia; Primates; Cebidae. Gene Ontology annotation, biological process: nucleosome assembly. The record is from RefSeq and is a predicted model, not a curated record.
CCUCAAAAAAAAAAAAGAAAAGAAAAGAAAAAGAAGAUCCCAAAGGAAUUCCUGAAUUUUGGUUAACUGUUUUUAAGAAUGUUGACUUGCUCAGUGAUAUGGUUCAGGAACAUGACAAACCUAUUCUGAAGCACUUGAAAGAUAGUAAAGUGAAGGUCUCCGAAGCUGGCCAGCCUAUGAGUUUUGUCUUAGAAUUUCAUUUUGAGCCCAAUGAGUAUUUUACAAAUGGAGUACUGACAAAGACAUAUAGUAUGAGGUCAGCAGAUGAUUCUGAUCCCUUUUCUUUUGAUGGGCCAGAAAUUAUGGGCUGUGCAGGGUUCCAGAUAGAUUGGAAAAAAGGAAAGAAUGUCACUUUGAAAACUAUUAAGAAGCAACAGAAACACAAGGGACAUGGGACAGUUCAUACUGUGAUUAAAGUUUCCAAUGACUCUAAUUUUUUUUUUUUUUUUGCCCCUCCUGAAGUUCGUGAGAGUGGAGAUCUGGAUGAUGAUGCUGAAGCUAUCCUUGCUGCAGUCUUUGAAAUUGGUCACUUUUUACAUGAGCGUAUAAUCCCAAGAUCAGUGUUAUACUUUACUAGAGAAGCUACUGAAGAUGAUGAUGAUGAUGAUGACGACGACGAUGAAGGUGAAAAAGCAGAUGAGAAAGGGGAAGAAGGAGAUGAAGAAAAUGAUCCAGACUCUGACCCGAAGAAGGAUCAAAAUGCAGCAGAGUGCAAACAGCAGUGAAGCAAGAAGUGUGCGGCCUUGAGGAUAACCUGCACUGUACUAGCCAAAACACAACUCUUAUUUACUUACAGCCUUUUGUAUUUUCUUGGUAGAUGAGGUAAUUUUAUUUUAAAGACAGGAAACUGAUAUUUUAAAGACCAAUUUGUUCUAAUUAGCAUUUUAACUAGUUUUUCUGCCAAAUAUGUUGAAUGCACAAAUUCUGUAACACAUGUUCAUUCAUCCCUGCAUAAUUUGGUUCUUCUGGAAUAUUUUUAUGUAGCUCUUAGAGUACAGCUAUGAAAAUGUCAAGUGUUAAAGGAAACCUUUUUUUUUUUUUUCUUCAUAAUUUUUUCCCUGAAGAACCAAAGUAUUUUUUCAGCUGGUUGUUGAAUACGAUUAAAUCCACUUGGAUUAGCUGUGCCUUUCAUUACUCUGUUACAGAAACACAGUGACUUAUAUAAGACAAUUCAUCGUUUUAAAAGAACUGGUAAGAUAACUAUAUGGUUAAGAAUUUCCAGUAUGAACACACCCAGUAACUGUAUUAGAUUGUUAAUGGAUUACUGUGUUAUAAGUGACAUAGUUAACUGUAAAGUAACCUGACUCAGUAUAGUUACUGGUACCACAGUGAGGUGAAUGAAACAGGAUUUUCAGAAGUUAGCCUGAAUUAAACUGUACUUUUAAAUUUCACCUCCAUUAACUAAGCAUCUUUUCUUUGUGGCAAUGUCUACCUUCUGCUUUCCCGGAAAGGAAGAAUUUAUAUCAUCUGACAAGCCUAUUUUCAAGUUAUUCAUUGUUUGCUUGUUUUUGGUUUUGCAGCCUAAAAUAAAAAUUUCAAAUACAA